Cucurbitaria berberidis CBS 394.84 is the source of this 1917-nucleotide messenger RNA. RefSeq names its product amidase. The coding region runs from base 105 to 1799 and encodes 564 amino acids. The record is from RefSeq and is a predicted model, not a curated record. The transcript is spliced from 4 exons. NCBI's taxonomy places the organism in Eukaryota, Fungi, Ascomycota, Dothideomycetes, Pleosporales, Cucurbitariaceae.
AGCUAUCAUACACUCGGCCUGACAGCGAGCUAGCUGACAAUCAUCACCAUCUCAUCCUAUCUACUAACACCCUCCCCAUUAUCCAUUAACCCCCUUCAAGCAUCAUGCCGCCAUCAACCUGGCAAGAUACCGCCGAGCAGAAACGCGCUUCCCUCCUCGCCCUCAUACCCCCAGAAUGGCGUAUCGAGAGUCCCCCCUCCAUUGACGAGCAGGUCGAUGUCACCGAGUAUAUCAAGCAGUAUUUGAGCGAGGAAGAGGUGCAGAUCACGCAGUGUAGUGCCGAUGUGAUUGCGCGGAGAGUGGGUGGAGGGGAGUGGAAGGCUGAAAGUGUUGCGAGGGCAUUUUGUCAUCGGGCGGCUAUUGCGCAUCAGCUUUUGAACUGCCUCCACGAAAUCUUCUUCACCGCAGCGAUAACCUCCGCCCAAACCCUCGACGCAUACUACGCCCAACACAAAAAGCCCCUCGGCCCCCUCCACGGCGUCCCCAUCUCACUCAAAGACCAAUUCCACGUCAAAGACGUAGAAACGAGCAUGGGCUAUGUGGGGUGGAUUGGCACGUUUGAAGGCAAGACAGGUACGGGGAAAGAAAAAGUGCAUGAGAGUGAGAUGGUGAAGAUGUUGAGGAAGGCGGGCGCGGUGCUGUAUUGUAAGACGAGUGUCCCGCAUACGCUGAUGAGUGGCGAGACGGUGAAUAACAUUAUCGGGUAUACGCUUAAUCCGAAGAAUAGGAGGUUGACUAGUGGGGGAAGUUCUGGGGGGGAGGGGGCGUUGAUUGGGGUGAAGGGGUCACCAGUAGGUUUCGGCACAGAUAUAGGCGGCUCGAUAAGGAUACCCGCUGCCUUCAACGGACUAUACGGCCUGCGUCCCUCAACAGGCCGUCUCCCAUACGAAGGCAUGGCAAACUCCAUGGAUGGACAGAACAGUAUUCUCUCCGUCGUGGGCCCCAUCGCAUCCAACGUAGCGUCUCUCCGCCUCGUCACGCAAGCCCUUCUCGAUCAAAAACCAUGGCUACUGGACCCCUUAGUCCACGAAAUCCCCUGGCGCUACGACCACGAGAACGCUAUCCUGGAGAACGUGCACGAUGGCCGAGGGACCAAAAAGGCAGGCGGAAAACUCUCUUUCGGUGUGAUGAGAACAGAUGGGAUUGUGAACCCCACGCCACCUAUCCGUCGUGCAAUCGAUACGCUCGUCAAAGCGCUCCAAUCCGCCGGCCACGAGGUCAUCCCAUGGGACCCACCAUCGCACAAACCCAUCCAGGACGUCGGCUUCAAAUCGUGGAUCUACGAUGGCGGCGCAGACGUGCGCUCUGCAUUCGCUCUUUCCGGCGAACCUAUGGCGUCGCAAAUCGACUUCUAUGGCUCCCUCGACAGAGAGUUUACCGCCAGCGAAAUCGCCGCUACAAACGUCGAGCUGCGCCGCUUGAAGAAGGAGUAUCUGGACUACUGGGUUGGGACGCAGGCGCUCACGGGGACGGGGCGGCCUGUCGAUGCGGUGAUUUGUCCGUUGGCGCCAUGGCCCGCUGCUAGGCCGGGAAGGUAUAGGUAUUAUGGGUAUUCGACGUGGGUGAACUUUUUGGAUUAUACGAGUGUUACUGUGCCGGUUGGCAAUGUUGAUAAGAGUGUUGAUAAAGUUGAAGAAGAGUAUAAGCCGAUCGAUGAGAGAGAUAAGGGUAUACAAGAUGAUUAUGAUCCUGAGAUAUACGAUGGUGCACAUGUGAGCUUGCAGAUUGUAGGGCGGAGACUACAGGAGGAGAAAAUGUUGGCUGUUGCGGAGUAUGUUGGGAAGCUUCUUGGGAAGUAGGUGGCGAGUCGAGCGGUAGCUUGAUUGAGAUGUUGUAUUAAAGUCAAGACCAUCCGUAACUUUUGUACGACACAUGAAUUUUAAUGGAAUGUUUCCAACGAGCAGAGAGUGGUCCACC